AUGGAGGAGCGCUCUACUAGAGACGGAGAGACUGGCAGUGAAACUGGAGUAGAGGACGCUUUGGUGGGAAAUGUCAAUAAGCUGACUGUGGGCCCACCAGGUUUCUCUGGUCCCCCACGUAAAGGCCAUCUGGUUUUUGAUGCUUGCUUUGAGAGUGGUAAUCUUGGCCAUGUGGACUACAUCAGUGACUUUGAAUUUGACCUCUUCAUUCGGCCUGAUACCUGCAACCCCCGCUUCAGAGUGUGGUUUAACUUCACUGUGGAGAAUGUACGAGAAACACAGGUCAGGAUUUUUUAG
Messenger RNA from Knipowitschia caucasica, 297 nucleotides. NCBI's taxonomy places the organism in Eukaryota, Metazoa, Chordata, Actinopteri, Gobiiformes, Gobiidae. The record is from the annotation of a GenBank genome assembly.